AUGAAUCCUGAAAGGUUCAGCAAGUGGUCGAGACUCCAAAGAGCGACGGUUUGGGUACUACGAUUUCUGAAGAAAUUGACAAAGGAGCGAUUUACAUGGUUGAAAUCACUUUCAAGCGACGGGCAUUUAACAGCAAACGAUUGUAAAAUAGCUGAAUGGGUUCUGAUCAAGCAAGCACAAAGUGAAGGUAUCAGUGAUCGUGAGAAAACCAAAUGGCAGUUAUACUGCACUGAAAACGGCGUAUGGAAGUCAAUGAGUCGACUAGAAAACUCCGAGCUCGAUGAAGGAUCGAAGCAUCCU
Messenger RNA from Gongylonema pulchrum, 300 nucleotides. The record is from the annotation of a GenBank genome assembly. Lineage: Eukaryota; Metazoa; Nematoda; Chromadorea; Rhabditida; Gongylonematidae.